UGCACCAACCAUUUUCUACAAUUCGAUUCUUCUCGCAUCAGUCGACUUUUGGUCAGACCUCGCCGAAAUGACGACGCGUGUUCUCUUGCUGUUCAUGCUGUGCGCGGUGAUGUACCAGAUGUGUCUCGCGAAACCAGCGAAAGUGCUCCAAAAUCCAGAAUCUCUGAGUCCUGUAAAACACGAAGAAGUGAUAUCAAUUACUGACAAGAGAGAACAACGAUCACCGCAGUUCGGACUUCUCGGCGGAGAUUAUGGCGAAUCGGACUUAGAUGUGGAGCGUACUUUCAAACAGAGGCGUUAUCGCAGACCACAAGAGUGUUUAGAGUUCCCUUGCGGUCCAUAUUUUAGACCUGUACCACUUGGACCACUUGGACCACUUAGACCACCUGUACCAUUUGGACCACCUGUGCCACCUGUAUAUCCACCACCACCUCUCUAUCCAGAGCAGGCUGGUGGGUCUUUCGCCACAGCUUCCGCAGGAUCCAACGUAGAUGGAUUACCAAUUGGAUUACCAAUUGGCGAACAAAGUGAAGCGAAUGCACAGAGUGCUAAUUUCAACCUCGGACCAUUCUCUGCGUCCUUUAGUAAUGCUGGCUCCUCUUCGGAUAGUGAGAUAUUUUAAGAGAGGUAAUUAUUUCUCUCCUGCGUGAAGAUUUAUUAAUGCAUUUUCAUCAACAAUGCGCAUUAAGCAGAAUUUCAAUUAUGUUUGUUUUAACUUGAACCUCUGGCCGAGCAUCCUUCUCGGAGAUUCUUUUAAAGAUAUCAAUAUUUGAUGUUUACAUUGAACAUUGAAUGUUCAAUACUUCAAGACUCAAUGCUCAAUCAUGAUUAAAUACGUAAUAUUCAGUACUCGACACUCUACUCAAUGUUCUAUAAUUAAUCAAAGCAAUAGAAAUUAUUGUUAGAUUGCGAAUUUUUAUACAUUAAAAUUGUAAGUUCAGGGCUGCAAAAAAAAGUACAUAUAUAGUUAAUAUAAAAGUAUAUAGAAGAUAUGUUCGAAAUUAUGGUACAGCAGCUUGAUGAUUAUGCUAUGUAUAGGCAAAAAAUAUUUUGCUUGUAGAAUCACACAGUCCUUUGUGCCUGUAUAAACUAUAUUAAAUAUUAAAGUAUAGUUCUUCGUUCUUUUUUUUUUUUAAAUUCUGUAUUCUCAGAAAUAUGAAUUCGUAUAAAAGUCCAUGAUCUGAAUGUUGUUAGAAUGUAUUAUAUAUACACUAGAAUCUAAUUACAAAACAGUGUA
Molecule: messenger RNA, 1237 nt
Organism: Frieseomelitta varia
Lineage: Eukaryota; Metazoa; Arthropoda; Insecta; Hymenoptera; Apidae
Exons: 3
Coding region: 68-622 (184 amino acids)
Source: RefSeq, a predicted model, not a curated record